This is a messenger RNA of Papaver somniferum (opium poppy), 2210 nucleotides long. RefSeq names its product probable amino-acid acetyltransferase NAGS2, chloroplastic. Gene Ontology annotation, cellular component: cytoplasm. Bases 74 to 1972 code for a protein of 632 amino acids. NCBI's taxonomy places the organism in Eukaryota, Viridiplantae, Streptophyta, Magnoliopsida, Ranunculales, Papaveraceae. Gene Ontology annotation, biological process: L-arginine biosynthetic process. The transcript has 11 exons. The record is from RefSeq and is a predicted model, not a curated record. Gene Ontology annotation, molecular function: L-glutamate N-acetyltransferase activity, acting on acetyl-CoA as donor.
GAUUCCCCUCUUCAACAACUUCCGCUUUUCUCUUUUCUGUUCUAACAAGUCCUGGUUUGUCUGAGUAGCAGACAUGGCGGCUUCAUCAAGCUGCUCAAUGCCAUGGACUUGCUCAAAAAUCUCACCCAAAAUCACCAAUAAAUCUAUUAGGUUACCAAUUUCUGAUUCAAUGAGGAGUUUCAGUAGUAAUUGUUCAAAGAUUAAAACAUCAUCAUCUCCCCUUUUCUUAGUAGAAAAUAGGUUUCAGAAGAAAAAAAUGCAAUUAUUUUGUGUUAAGAGUGAAGGUUUUAUUGAUGGAUUGAUUUCUGAUAAAGAAAUUGAAGAUGAUCCUAAAUUAGCUAAAGAAGAAGAUGCACGAUUUGUUCGGUGGUUUCAUGAAGCUUGGCCUUAUUUUCAAGCUCAUCGUGGAAGUACUUUUGUUGUUGUUAUUUCUGGAGAGAUCACGGAAAGUGAACAUUUAGAUGCUAUUCUCAAGGAUAUAUCUCUUCUUCAUGGUUUGGGAAUAAGAUUUGUUCUAGUUCCUGGGACACAUGUUCGAAUUGACAAGCUUUUGGCUGAGAGAGGAAGUAAAGCCAAGUAUGUUGGUCCAUACCGAAUCACAGACAAGGAUUCCUUAGAGGCAGCAAUGGAGGCAGCUGGGAGAAUUCGGCUUGAAAUAGAAGCAAAACUUUCUCCUGGACCAUCUAUUUGCAACAUUCGCCGUCAUGGUGAUAAUAGUCGUUUGCAUGACGUUGGUGUUAGUGUUGCAAGCGGCAAUUUUCUUGCUGCAAAGAAAAGAGGAGUUGUCGAAGGGACUGAUUAUGGGCAUACUGGUGAAGUGAAAAAAGUGGACGUUUCUCGCAUGCGUGAAAGGCUUGAUGGAAAUUGUAUAGUUAUAUUAAGUAACAUGGGCUAUUCCAGUUCCGGAGAAAAUUUAAAUUGCAACACUUAUGAGGUUGCGACCGCCUGUGCUUUAGCUAUCGGAGCAGAGAAACUAAUUUGCAUCGUCGAUGGCCCGAUUCUUGAUAAAUGUGGACGUCUUGAACGUUUCUUGACUCUUGAAGAUGCUGAUAUGUUGAUCAGAGAACGAGCUAAGCAAAGUGAAAUUGCGGCUAAUUAUGUCAAGGCUGUAGAUGAAGAAGAUAGCUCUUGUUCCGAGCAUUCCGGUUCCAAUGGCAUUUAUUCUCCUCAGAGUAUUAGAGGUUUCGAAGAAACCUAUAAACCAAUAUUUCAGAAUGGCGUUGGUUUUGACAACGGGAACGGACUAUUGUCUGGUGGUCAGGGAUUCGCCAUUGGAGGCGAGGAACGUUUGAGCAGAGAAAACGGCUACUAUUCCGAGUUGGCUGCUGCUGCUUUUGUUUGCAGAGGAGGUGUUCAAAGAGUUCAUCUAAUAGAUGGCACCAACGGUGGUGCUCUGUUGUUAGAGUUAUUCAAAAGAGAUGGAGUGGGGACCAUGGUUGCAAGUGAUGUUUAUGAAGGAACCCGGAUGGCUAUGAAGAUGGAUCUCCCUGGAAUAAUACAGCUUUUAAAACCUUUGGUAAAAGCUGGAACAUUGAUUGAAAGGACAGAAGACCAGCUACAAGAAGCUUUGGACUCGUUCAUCGUGGUGGAGAGAGAUGGUUCAAUCAUUGCUUGUGCUGCCCUUUUCCCUUUCUUUAAAGAAAAGUGUGGAGAAGUGGCUGCUAUUGCCGUUUCUCCUGAGUGUCGUGGUCAUGGACAAGGAGACAAACUGCUUGAUUACGUUGAGAAGAAGGCAGCAUCCCUUGGUUUGGAAAAGCUUUUUCUGCUUACCACCCGAACUGCGGAUUGGUUCGUGAGACGUGGGUUCUCAGAGUGCUCAAUUGGGGCUAUUCCAGAGACGAGGAGAAAAGUGAUCAAUCUAUCCCGCGGAUCAAAGUAUUAUAUGAAGUGGCUACAACCAGAUCGUAGUGGUAUCACUGUCGACAGUGCCGGCUUGAAACGGUUGUCGGGAUUCAAUGGAAGCUCAACUUGACUGUCUUUGAUAUAGUUAUUGACACUAUUACUCAUCGUCCUAGUGCGCCAGAAGCUAGCUCUACCCCAGGUUGAAUAAAGCCUUCAUUGCUGUGUUUAUUGACACUCAAUGAUGUUAAAAAGCCAAAUCUGGCACUAAUGUAAAACGUAGCAUAGUUUCUAAUGAAUUGUAUGACUGAGUAGCUUCGGAAUCAAUAAAGCUAACAAACUUGUUGAAAAGGCUGAGCUCGUGUUUAACA